Molecule: messenger RNA, 3995 nt
Organism: Hypomesus transpacificus
Lineage: Eukaryota; Metazoa; Chordata; Actinopteri; Osmeriformes; Osmeridae
Product: calcium/calmodulin-dependent protein kinase type IV
Exons: 11
Coding region: 936-2390 (484 amino acids)
Biological process (GO): protein phosphorylation
Molecular function (GO): calmodulin binding; ATP binding; calcium/calmodulin-dependent protein kinase activity
Source: RefSeq, a predicted model, not a curated record
UACAGAUUUCCCUUGCCGCCCCCCCUCCCCCAGCAACACCAAUACACCACCCUAACCACCAACUCCCAGCCUAAUACCCACCAAGGCCGAGGAUGGAGCGAAUAAACUACAGAUAUUCUUACGGAGCCUUGGAUAAACGUUAACUAUUAGGCGUCAGUAGUUGUUCCUUUUGUGAGCUGAUAGCCUGUUUGCUGCUCAUUUGGAACAAUAAACACAGGCUGUUAACUGAUCGAUCUUUAUUUGGAUUCGUAUCGUGAAUGCUUGUAUUUCGGACCAUGGAACGUUCGCUUUCCCGACACCAAACCGCUAUAAUCGACUAGACUAUCUGAGAUGCUUCGUUUUUUACAUUUUCGAGUACAAAUAUUGUUUCCACGCCGGUUAUUGUUAAGAUGUUUCCGAUGCUGAAAAUCAAAGCGGAGCCUUAAGGACUUGUCACCUGAUACAGCGAGGCCCCAUGGAAACUGCGACAAUUUGGGAUAUAGCCUAAUACCAUAUAAACUUCAAGUGAAAUAUAUGUUCUGAUUGCCCAAAUGGAUUCGUGCAUGGACAAGCAAUUUAUAUUAAAAAAAGCCCAAACAUAAUUGGAUUGUUCUUAAAUGAUUCAUUUUAGAAUUCCCAGGUCUGGCUGAGCCACCUGCUUUCAUAUUUCCACCGACGUGCGCUUUGAGGGUAACUAAAACAGCAGGAUUUAUUACAAAUUCUGCUACAAACAAAGCGCCAACAAUUUUUAGAUAUUGACUGAACAAACCAAAGACUUAUCACGAUUGCACACAGUGGCAUGGGGCAUUGCUGAACAAGAUUAUGCAUUCUACUCGAUUUACUUAAUCUGGGCAUUACGUUUCAAUCUUAAAAAGAGGGCAAGUCGAGGGUUUUACGCUUCUUGGGAAUCCUCUCGCGCAAGUGUGUGUGUGAGAAAUUGCGAGAGAGGGGCCAACAUGCCCACUUCACGUUCUGGUGCCAGCCUUGUGGAAUAUUGGGUGGACGGCUCGAGACGAGAUGUCACCGUGGAGGAAUUCUAUACCAUGGGCCCAGAGUUAGGAAGAGGGGCAACAUCUGUGGUCUUCCGCUGUGAGGAGAAACAGUCCCAGAAGCCGUAUGCUGUUAAGGUCCUGAAGAAGACUAUUGACAAGAAAAUUGUACGGACUGAAAUUGGAGUUUUGUUGCGUCUUUCUCAUCCCAAUAUUAUCAGAUUAAAGGAGAUUUUUGAGACAGAGACAGAUAUCGCUCUCAUCUUGGAGCUGGUUACCGGAGGAGAACUCUUCGACAGGAUUGUGGAGAGGGGCUACUACAGUGAGAGAGACGCAGCCCACGUCAUCAAGCAGAUACUGGAGGCAGUGGCGUACUUACAUGAGAAUGGAGUGGUGCACCGUGACCUCAAACCAGAGAACCUCCUGUAUGCUGACCUGUCAUUGGAUGCACCCCUCAAGAUUGCUGACUUUGGCUUGUCCAAAAUAAUUGAUGAGCAAGUCACCAUGAAGACGGUAUGUGGCACUCCUGGAUACUGUGCUCCUGAGAUUCUCCGUGGCAAUGCCUACGGUCCCGAAGUGGACAUGUGGUCUGUGGGAGUCAUCCUCUACAUACUGCUCUGUGGGUUUGAGCCUUUCUUUGACCCAAGGGGAGACCAGUACAUGUACAGUCGCAUCCUCAACUGCGAUUAUGAGUUUGUCUCCCCCUGGUGGGAUGACGUCUCUCUCAACGCAAAAGAUUUGGUCAGUAAGCUGAUAGUGCAGGACCCUCACAAACGCCUCAGCGUGCAGGAGGCCCUGCUGCACCCCUGGGUGCUGGGCAAGGCGGCACGCUUCUCCCACAUGGACACCACACAGAGGAAGCUGCAGGAGUUCAACGCCCGGCGGAAACUCAAGGCUGCCAUGAAAGCCGUGGUGGCCACCAGCCGCAUGCACGAGAGCUCCCGGCGGCGCACCGACAGCUGCGACAUCCCUGGCUCCGACAAGACCUCCAGGCAGAGCAGCAUGCAGCAGGACGCCCCCCCGGACUCCCAGGGAGAGGCCAGCCAGGCCAAGGACGCCACCGAGGGGACCCAAGAGGACGGGGAGGUCCUGGGCUCCCAGAACCAGUCCAUACCAUGUUCCCUCCUGCCACGCAGCCCCAAACCAGCCCCGCUCACCUCCCCUUUGCCCAAGGGGGCAACCCCCGGGUGCCCACCACCCACCAGGCCCCCCCUCAAGCCAGACGGGCUUCGGCAAAAUUCGGUAAUCCCCAAAACGGCGUUGGUACGACCCAGGAUACCCCAGAGGAGCUGUUCGUCUGUGGACACCGUGGCGAAAAGUGAGACGGCUCAGGUGUUGGCCACGCCCCCGAGUCCUAAGAGCAUCAGCAAUGGGUAUGUCGUGGGGGUGGAGUCUGGCAGUAAGACCGCCCAGUGUCAGUGAGUGACAGGUUCCAAAGACACAAGUUACAAGCAUUCGAGAACUCGUACUGGUGGAUUCAGCAGCUAAUGCCGUUGUGCUGUAGAGUCUUGCAGAGACUUGCGUGAUAUGACGAGAGAAAUUAUGACUGCGUUGAAGAAGAAGGCUUGGCGACUGAUUGACUUGUCUCACACUUCACCUUCCUCUGGGCCGCAUAGUCUGGAAAAAACGACCGAUUUGACAUCCCUCCAUAUAACUUGUCCUUCAUUGUGUGAGAUGAUGAGUUUGGAGAUGUAAAAUAGAUCAGUAAAUUAGCUUUUAACUUCGGUCUCCACUUUGCUGCCUACCUGACCUGCUUUAACUUAUCUACUUUUCCAUUUGUUUUCAAGGCGAGGUCGACCAGGAGAAAGGUUUUUGUUAGGGACAACUUGAAAAGACAAUCUGUUUUCAUACUUUGUAUGCUCUGCACCUUUCUACUAAUAAAUGUUGGGAUCUACUGACUUCAUAUGCAAACUCAUGAAUACAAAUAUAAUCCUCUUCUUGCACCUCAUUGCUUUCAGGUAGUAAAUAUAUUGUAUUUGUGAGCUGACGAAUAUAGUCAAGAUGUAUUGUAAAAUGUUUACUUUGCAAUUAUUGUAAAUGCUGACCUAAUGUUUGCUCUAUAUAUGGUUCGAAUCAAAACAGAUAACAGCGACAAAAUAACAGUCAUUGUUGUAAAUAUCAAAGUCAACAAGUCAACAGCUAUUUCAAAUCCUUUAAUCCAAACCUUCUCACCCAAUCUCACCCUCCACCACACUCUCUACCUCUCUUUGUACAGGCGCUUCCAACCUGUGAUAGCAGAUUCUGUAAAGAGACACCACUACUGAAAUAUAUACGAAGCAAAACAGAGCGUUUCCCCAAACCGCCCUUCAAAUGAUAUUGCCAGUGCCAGGCAAACACCUCUGAGGAGAAAACGUCAUUAUCAUAAGCAAAGGGCUUUUCCAGUUUCAAACAGUUGGAAAUCAAAAUGUUGUGAUCAAAAUGAAACAGUUUCUUAUUUCCUUGAGUAAGUUUCUGUUUAAUGGGCACACAUUUGCUUUUCUGGAAUGCAUUAUCUUACUAACUCCAACAUUGCCAAAUAGUAAGUCUUGUAUAUUGCUGACAUAAGAAAGGUAGAAAAUAAUUUGCAGGAUGUGAUGUUUAAAGUGGAUUUUUGCUUAUUAAUAUUAUUAUUGAAUGCACAACAUAUUUAUUUAGUGGGAAAACACCCCAGUUGUAGUUAAAUAUAUUGUAUUUGUUGUGUAGUUUCAGUAUUUCCUGUUUUCUUGAUGAAAAAGGUACUUUAUUUUGGAACAUAUUUUAGACAGAAUAUUGAAACCAAUAAUCAUAGCUAUAUAAAGAGUGGGGAAUCUAUAGGUGAGUGUACAGUUCUAUUAUUUUUGGAUGUUCUAUCAUAUCACAAUAAUCCCAAUGAAUCAGAUUUGAUUGUUCUGUAUUCUGCAUAAAUAUUAAAAACAGCACAUGUUUACAAUGGUAGAUGCUGUUAACAGAUAUUAAAAUGAAUAAAAUGUGGAUUUUAAAGUCAAACACUGGCUUUUGAAUGUAAUGUGACCUGAAUGACAGUUCAUUGAAACUAGGCAUGGGAAUGAA